This is a messenger RNA of Musa acuminata subsp. malaccensis (wild Malaysian banana), 1807 nucleotides long. Its product is annotated as ACT domain-containing protein ACR6. NCBI's taxonomy places the organism in Eukaryota, Viridiplantae, Streptophyta, Magnoliopsida, Zingiberales, Musaceae. The record is from RefSeq and is a predicted model, not a curated record.
GAGAGCUGUUGAAGGAUGACGGGGAGCUGUCAGGUGGUGGAUGUGGAUGAUGAUGAGUAUGCCAAGCUCGUCAGGAGGAUGAACCCACCAAGAGGUGUAGGCUGCUGUCUUCUGAGCUUCCGAGUAGGGUUUAUCAUUUAUAGUUUGAUGCUCAUCUGAGAUUCAAAGGGUCGUGAUAGAUAAUGAUGCCUGUGAUCACGCUACUGUUAUUCGGGUGGAUAGUGUUAACAAGCAUGGGAUUCUGCUAGAGGUGGUUCAAGUCCUCACUGAUCUGAACCUUGUAAUCACGAAGGCUUAUAUUUCUUCGGAUGGAAGUUGGUUUAUGGAUGUAUUUAAUGUGACCGAUAGAGAUGGGAAUAAAAUAUGGGACGAAGAGAUCGUCUCUUACAUACAAAAGUCCUUAGGAUCGGAUGCUUGCUUCUUCCCCAAACUCAGGAGUUCAGCUGGUGUGAUGCCAUCGAAUGAGCACACCUUCGUCGAGCUGACUGGCACAGACAGGCCCGGCUUGCUAUCUGAAAUAUGUGCUGUGCUUGCAAACAGCAAGUGUAAUGUGGUGAGAGCUGAGUUAUGGACUCACAACGCCAGGGUUGCAGCGGUGGUUCGUGUCACCGAUGAGUCGACCAGGAGAGCAGUUGAGGACCCCGAGAAACUCUCCAUGAUCAAAGAGCUCCUCUGCAAUGUUCUCAAGGGCUCGAGGACCGCGAGUAUGACGGUCUCAAUGGGACACACUCACACCGAGAGGAGGUUGCAUCAGAUGAUGUUCAGCAAUCGAGACUACGAGAGAAUUGGUGCGACACAAGGAGACGAUAAAUCAUGGCCUCAGGUUGCUGUGAUGGACUGCUCCGAGAAGGAUUAUUCUGUAGUCAUCAUGAGGUCGAAAGACCGACCGAAGCUUCUCUUUGAUACUCUUUGCACGCUCACAGAUAUGCAAUAUGUUGUGCAUCAUGGCACGGUUGACUCAGGAGAGGAAGAAGCUUAUCAGGAAUACUACAUCAGACAUGUUGACGGGCACCCCAUAAGUUCAGAGGCCGAACGACAACGUGUGAUCGAUUGCCUCGAGGCAGCCAUCGAGAGAAGAGCUACAGAGGGAUUGGAGUUGGUGCUGAGGACAGAAGACAGAAUCGGAUUGCUUUCGGAUAUUACAAGGAUAUUCCGAGAAAAUGGCUUGACAAUUACAAGGGCAGAAAUUUCGACUGAGGAUGGAAAAGCAUUUGACACUUUCUUUCUUUCAGAGAUGUCAGGCAAUCCUGUGGAAGCCAAGACAAUAGAUUCAAUAAGUAGGCAGCUCGGGCACAUGAUUGUGAGGUUGAAGCAGAAUCCUCUUCUUGCUUCAAAGUCUCCUGAAGUUGCCGGUGCUGCCGGUUUCCUCUUUGGGAAUCUCUUCAAGGCUUCCUUUCAGAGCUUUUGGCUGGUUGGAUCCUCCUACUCAUGAUGAUUCAUGAUAGAUAUGACACCAAACAAAAUUCUAAAUGGUUAGCUGAUACAAGAAACUUUGGCACAGCACCACCCUCCUGUCGAGAGUUCCAGUUCGCCCUCGAAACUUGGAUAUGGAUCCAGGAACCAAACUGUAUGCUGAAGUUGAUGAAAGGAUGUGUUUAAUUUGCCUCUGUAAAUAGACACUAUUUAGGCUGUAAAGAACAUGUACAGAUAAAGAUGUACAGAAAUUUAUGAUGUCCGAUGCUGCUCUUACUGUGCCUGUGGCUUCAUUUAGGUAAUUUACACUGUCACUAAGCAUUCAAAGGGCUCAGUCAUAUGUAAUAAAUACAAUCCUAAUAACAAAGUGAAGAAACUAGAAAGCAUAUCUGCA